AUGAGUUCCAGAGAGUUUCCUACGGAAUGGGGAGUCGAUCCAAAAUGUAAUGUAAUGCAGUAUGCGACUGAGCAAUGUGAACAGAAAUGUGUUUGCUCGAGGGCCGUACGCAACCAAAAAUUGAGGUCAUGUUCUUCGCUCAAGUUCUCAUGGAGAUUUGAGGAUUACUACGACGCAAUUAUUAUCAAAAAUCCGGUCUUAUGCAAGCUGUAUGAAAAGUUUACACAUUACCCACUCUUGUACGAGAAAUAUUACAGGGGAACUCUUUUAGAAACGAACCAUAACGUAAACGAAAUUUUGGUUAUUCGUGGCCCAUAUUUGAGUGAAGUUCCUACUUUUGCCAUCUGUAACGAUAUUGCUAGAGAAGAUUUAGAAGAAACGCUCGAAGAACUUGGCGGUAUAGAAACCAUCAAAGAAAUAAUAUCUUCGGAACUAGCGAAACCAAUCAACCAUGGGCGGCCGUUGCCAAAUCCACCGUUCGCGAAAUAUGAUACACUCUCAUAUUAUGGUGUACCGGUUAUGGACAAGCCCGUUGAAUUCGUACCACCACCAAUUCUCUUUAUAGGAUGCUGUAGUUCAGCUGUAAUUUACACUUAUGUGCAGUCGCUCUACAUAGAAUUGAAGAAAAGGCAAUCCCAAGUGGAUUGCACUACCUUGCAAUAUGCAUUGAGAAAUACCAGUGUGACGCUAGAAAGUCAUUUAGAAAUUCAGCGAUUUAUCAAGCUUGCCAAAAGAAAUGUGCACCACUUGGUUUCGAAAUGUUAUCGCCCAAAGAAUAUGACUAAGGAAAUUCUGUCGUCGCUACUUCAAGUAUUUGAGAGGAUGUCCACGUCUGUUGUAUUGCAGUCAUAUGUUUUACCCUGUGGAGACAUCUUCUGCACAGAACCUUCUGUAACUAUUGCAGAUACGCAGGACAAUUAUCAGUAUAAUAUGUUUGAGCAGGCGCACGUAUAUAAGAAAUUGCUGGAUUACGACGAGAAUACUGUUGUCGGCAUGCCGCAAUAUUCUUCUAGUGGCAAGGAUAUAUCCUUAAAACAGGACUAUAAGGGAGGCAUACUACGGAGAAAAAAUGAGAACCGUUCACUGUGA
Messenger RNA from Naumovozyma castellii, 1089 nucleotides. RefSeq lists its product as uncharacterized. The record is from RefSeq and is a predicted model, not a curated record. Bases 1 to 1089 code for a protein of 362 amino acids. NCBI's taxonomy places the organism in Eukaryota, Fungi, Ascomycota, Saccharomycetes, Saccharomycetales, Saccharomycetaceae. The transcript has a single exon.